Molecule: messenger RNA, 1527 nt
Organism: Danio aesculapii
Lineage: Eukaryota; Metazoa; Chordata; Actinopteri; Cypriniformes; Danionidae
Exons: 17
Coding region: 97-1527 (476 amino acids)
Source: RefSeq, a predicted model, not a curated record
AAAGUAAACCUCCUCCGCUUUAGUUAUUCAGAAUCCUGAUUGUAAUGUGAAGUGUUUAGACCUCUUGUUUCUUUCCUCUCAGCAUAAAACAGAAAAAUGAAGACUUUGGCUGUUAUAAGUUUAACUGCGUUUCUCUGCUGCUGUGGUGUGCAGAGCGCUGAACAGUCGGACUUGGAGGAGCAAAUCCUCAACUCUGGGAUUGUAGUGUUUCUAGACUUUGUGGAAAAAGUCAAAAAUGCUACAGAGAAAUUAAUACAGGAGGAUCAGUUCAAAAAAUCUAGAAUCACUGUCCAAGAACACAUAACCGCUUUAAGAGAGUUUGCAAAAACAUUGAAAAAUCCUGAGAGGCAAGAUGGCUCAGAAAUACCAUUAGAGAGAUUUUUUGAAUUCACUGUUGAUUCCUUUGGGCGAAUGACUGGAAAGAUCGUUGACAAUGUCUUAUUUCCGUACUUAAAGAUUUACCGUGAGACAUUUAAAAACGAGACAAUAAAGGACAUCUGGAAAGAAGUGGAUUCAUAUUAUCUUCCAGGAGCUCCACCGAUCUACUGUAAACCCAUGGAGUUCCUCGGUUACCUUCUAGGCAAAGCGGUGGUGAGAUCCCAGAUGGUGAACAUGGUUGAAGCUGGGGUGAACACUCUUAUGGGCAUCGGACAAAUAAAUUUGAACCAACUACAUGAGGAAAUGCUGAUCAUUCUUGAUCAGAUUAAAAAUAAAGCGUCUGAAAUAUCAGAAUUAGAAAGGCAAGAAGAGAAGGAUAAUUUUCUUGUAUCAUUAAGAAUUCUUUCUAGACUGAUUGUUUUUUACUGGGAUAAUGUUUUGGAAUAUACUGAAAAUCCAUUGUUAGAUGCAAUAUAUUUGGAUUCUGUAAAGCAAUGGAAUGAACAGAUUCAGCUGAAUAACGCAAGUGAAAAGUAUCAUGUGCUUUUAGACCCGUAUACAAGGGAGAGUUUUUUGAAUUGGACUAAGCUGCAUUUAAGUGAAUUCCUUGAUGCUGCGUCUCAGGAAUAUUACCGUCGUGGAAAUGAAGCUCUUGGUUUGGAGAGAUUCAAUAAAUCCAACUGGGCUGUUGUCAAAAUUGCUGUUGUUUACUCUCUUCCGGUUUAUAAAAAACUGUCUGAAGUCGGCUUUGGCUUUACUGAGAUCAACAGGUUCCUUAACAGAGCAAAUCACAUAGUCGUUAUACUUGAAGACUACAAUUUCUCUGACAGGAAGACCUUUUUUGAGGAAAUCAUUCGGUUUAGUUUAAAUGUGCUAGGUGAUGUCAUUAAAAAGGAGAAAACCCGUUAUAAUGAUAAUCAACUGUUACUGCCUUUACGUGUUACUAGGGUAGUGGUCCAGAGUUUGUGGUACUUUUCUCCCUACCGCAAGUAUAGAAAUGAGACUGAAUUGAAGCAAAUGGAGAGUGAAUGGAAUCAUACAAAGAGCAUCAUCAUUAAUGAAUUGAUGAAGAGCGGAGCAUUUACUCGAGAGGAGCUUGAAGAAACACCAAACAACUACGUUCAUGGGCUUGAAAAAAUCGAUGCGUGA